AAAAUCCCCCGCUCUGACUCUCUACUUGUUCCUCCUACAUGGAGAUGGAAAUCUCUAUGAAGCUUCGAUUUUUACUGCGAGGAUAUGAGAGAUGAGCUCGACAUCUUUAGCCAUAGUUGUUCACCAAGCUUCGAAUCACGAUGAGCUCUUCAUGAAGCAAACUCUUCGUUUCUCAGAAACUCUCCGGGAUUUGAAGAAUAUGCGGAAACAGUUGUACUCUGCUGCAGAUUAUUUCGAAACCUCGUACGACAAAGAGGAUCACAAAGAAGUAGUCAUAGAGACGCUGAAAGAUUAUGCGGUGAAGGCAUUGGUGAACACAGUGGAUCAUCUGGGCUCCGUUUCAGACAAAUUCAACGGCUUCCUCUCCGACAACACAGACCAGUUCUCCACGACUGAUCUUCGCUUGCGUUGUCUGGAACAAAGGAUGAAAUCGUGCAGGGAGUAUAGCGAUCAGAGUGGGGCUUAUCAGCAACUACGUGUGAUCGAAUCUCCUCAGUAUCAUAAGCGAUACUUCUUUCCCGAUGAAGACAUGGAACAGAGCAGGACAGGACACAGAGGCCGGGGCUUCUCUGCAGGAGAUGACUCCCGUCGUUUCGCAAGUGGUAAACCUGUUCGAUCGACGAUAAGAGAUCAUCCGACAAGGCAAACGAACAGGACAGGAACAUUCUCGUUCUCAGCUAUUCCACACAAGAACAACAACAAUAACAGAACAGCAAGUAGCAAAAGAUCGCUCUCUCCAAUGCGGUUUCCUCUCUUACGUUCGGGAUCUCUUUUGAAGCGAUCGAUCUCUCCAAGCCAACCGAGAAAGCAGGCGGUAACGGAGCCACGAAGGGCGAAGUCUGUGUCGAGAAAUCCGGAGAUAGAGAGAAGGAUAAUGGAGAUAGAGCAGUGCUCAAGAAAGGGGAAGAGCGGUGUUGUCAUGUUCAAGGCUUUGAUGAGCAUUAGCAAGUCCAGAAAAGACAGGCUUUUUCUGUGUCCACAGAUGUGAUGUACAAACCCGCCAAUUCAACUCGAAUGUUUCUUUUAAAACGUUGCACGCCGUCGUCUGAUAUGGGGUUCCAUUCCAUAGGAGAAGAAAUGCCCGGGUUCGGGAUAAAGUUAUUCUGGGCAGGGAUAAAGAAUAGCUCGCUGACAAGCAGAAAGCGACUUGCCAAGUGGGCCUUUGUGUUUUUCGUUACAACGAUAGUGUAACACAAGAAAAAAACAUCUUUGUAUUUCAAACCCAUAAACAAUUUUUUUUUUUAUAAUGAUCAUACACAAAGAACUUCGGGUUUUUUAGAGCC
Molecule: messenger RNA, 1283 nt
Organism: Tarenaya hassleriana
Lineage: Eukaryota; Viridiplantae; Streptophyta; Magnoliopsida; Brassicales; Cleomaceae
Product: protein ABIL4
Exons: 12
Coding region: 92-988 (298 amino acids)
Source: RefSeq, a predicted model, not a curated record